Molecule: messenger RNA, 531 nt
Organism: Portunus trituberculatus (swimming crab)
Lineage: Eukaryota; Metazoa; Arthropoda; Malacostraca; Decapoda; Portunidae
Product: vegetative cell wall protein gp1-like
Exons: 1
Coding region: 1-531 (176 amino acids)
Source: RefSeq, a predicted model, not a curated record
AUGGCAGAAGUACCGCCCAAAGAUUCGUCUCCUGCACCUCCUCCACCCCCUCAAAAUUCUCCUUCUGCCUCCUCCACUUCACUUCGCACUCCUCCCUCCCCUGUGAUCUCCCUUCUGUCCCACACUCCUUCCCAACCUCCACUUCGUACUCCCUCCCAUGAAGUCCCUCCUUCUCUCUCCAACACUUCAACUCCCUCUGAAAUCCCUCCUUCUCUUUCCUUCACACUUCACACUCCCUCACCUGAAGUCCCUCCUUCUCGCUCCCACACACCGCCACUUCGCACUCCUCCAUCACCUCAAACUCCUCCAAACUACUUAGUUUCCUCUACACCUCUUCGGUCGCCUUCACUUUCCUCUCCUUAUUCUUAUUCCUCAACUUCAAUCUCUGUCAUAUCCGGUAUGUUCUCCUCUCCAUUUCAUUCACCGUCUGAUGAUAUCCUGAUGUUGCAGGAUGAAUCAAAUUUCUCUUCUGAUGAAGACAUUCAAGAAGAGAUAUACCACAUUGGAUUCCUGCAUCCUUGUGAAGAAUAA